AGUCUAGUCGAAAGGGAGUUGACGUAAUCUUUUCAGUAAAUCAAGGUACUCUAUCUGUUCUUUUUUUUGCUUGUGUGCAGAUAUACGACCGCUUUUCAUCUGAACUGGAAAAUAACCUCAUCAAGGAAGCAACGAAUGCAGUGGAAGCCUGUCUGGUGGAGACUUAAACACUGCUAUAAUGGGUGUUUUUCAUAAAAGUGGGCUUGACCAAUUUUUUGCGAGCAUACUCUGAUGAACAAUAUUAUAUUUAAUUUGAACGCUUAUUUGUUUUCGCUACUUUUCUAUGGUCUUCGUUUCGAUCUUCAAAAGAGAGUAAUUUUUGGAAUCAUACUACUGGGUACUGGGUGAAAGUCCUAAACUGCUGCCAUGUCUGGGGCAUCUGUGAAAGUCGCUGUCCGAGUUCGUCCCUUUAACUCGAGAGAGACAAGCAAGGAGUCAAAAUGCAUAAUUCAGAUGCAAGGCAAUUCUACCAUUAUAUCCAACCCCAAGAACCCAAAGGACCCAGCAAAGUCCUUCAGCUUUGACCACUCCUACUGGUCCCACACUACGCCAGAGGACCCCACCUUUGCCUCACAGAGCCUUGUGUACAAUGACCUUGGCAAGGAGAUGCUGCAGCAUGCCUUUGAUGGCUACAACGUCUGCAUCUUUGCCUAUGGCCAGACCGGAGCUGGCAAGUCCUACACCAUGAUGGGCAGGCAGGAGGAAGGACAGGAGGGAAUCAUUCCCCUGCUCUGUGAAGAACUAUUUGAGAAAAUCAAUGACAACAACAAAGACGAGAUCUCGUUCUCAGUGGAGGUCAGCUACAUGGAGAUCUACUGCGAGCGGGUGCGGGACUUGCUCAACCCGAAGAACAAAGGGAACCUCCGUGUGCGAGAGCACCCCCUGCUGGGGCCCUACGUGGAGGACUUGUCCAAGCUGGCCGUCACCUCCUACAACGACAUCAACGACCUCAUGGACGCCGGCAACAAGGCCAGGACGGUGGCAGCCACCAACAUGAACGAGACCAGCAGCAGGUCCCACGCCGUCUUCACCAUCGUCUUCACGCAGAGGAAGUACGACAGUGAGACAGACCUCUCCACAGAAAAGGUCAGCAAAAUCAGUCUGGUGGACUUGGCAGGCAGUGAGCGAGCUGACUCUACUGGAGCCAAAGGCACCAGGCUAAAGGAGGGAGCCAACAUCAACAAAUCUCUGACCACAUUAGGGAAGGUCAUCUCUGCCCUGGCUGAGGUGGAUUACACUACCAGCAAGAGCAAGAAGAAGAAGAAGACUGACUUUAUCCCCUACAGAGACUCGGUUUUGACAUGGCUGCUUAGGGAGAACCUAGGUGGAAACUCCAGAACAGCCAUGGUAGCCGCCCUCAGUCCUGCAGAUAUCAACUAUGAUGAAACCCUCAGCACACUACGCUAUGCUGACCGGGCCAAGCAGAUCAAGUGCAAUGCCGUCAUCAACGAGGACCCCAACAACAAGCUUGUGCGCGAGCUGAAGGACGAGGUGACGCGGCUGAAGGACCUGCUCCGCGCCCAGGGCCUGGGAGACAUCCUGGACAUUGAGCCUAUGGGUGAUGAUUGCCCUGGAAGUGGAAGCAAAUACCUGAAAGACAUACACAACAAUAAGCAUAGAUACUUGCUAGCCUCAGAGAACCAACGCCCUGGCCAUUUCUCCACAGCCCCUAUCGGCUCCCUGACAGCCUCGCCGUCCUCUGGCUCGCUCUGCAGCCUAGUUGGCCCGCAGUCGGUCACCAGUAUCCAGGAGCGCAUCAUGUCCACCCCGGGAGGGGAAGAGGCCAUCGAGAGACUCAAGGAAUCUGAGAAAAUCAUUGCUGAGCUCAACGAGACCUGGGAGGAGAAGCUUCGGAAGACCGAGGCAAUACGAAUGGAGAGGGAAGCCCUGCUGGCUGAGAUGGGCGUGGCUAUCCGUGAGGAUGGCGGCACUCUCGGGGUCUUCUCUCCUAAAAAGACCCCUCACCUGGUCAACCUGAAUGAGGACCCAUUGAUGUCAGAAUGUCUGCUGUAUUACAUCAAAGACGGAAUCACAAGGGUGGGCCAGGCGGACACUGAGAGACGGCAGGACAUCGUUCUGAGCGGAGCCCACAUCAAAGAGGAGCACUGCAUCUUCCGCAGCGAGAGGAACGCCAAUGGAGACGUGGUUGUCCUGAUGGUGCCUUGUGAGGGAUCGGAGACCUAUGUCAACGGCAAGCGAGUUGGAGCGUCAGUGCAGCUUCGCUCAGGAAACCGUAUCAUCAUGGGGAAGAACCAUGUGUUUCGGUUCAACCAUCCAGAGCAGGCGAGGGCCGAGAAGGAGGAGAAGGAGAAGGAGACCCCAACAGCAGAGACCCCAGUAGAGCCAGUGGACUGGACCUUUGCCCAGAGAGAGCUGCUGGAGAAGCAGGGCAUCGACAUGAAGCAAGAGAUGGAGAAAAGAUUGACUGAGAUGGAGAUCUUGUACAAAAAAGAGAAAGAGGAGGCAGACCAACUUCUGGAACAGCAGAGACUGGUCUAUGAGAGCAAGUUGCAGGAACUUCAGAAACAGGUGGAGACCUGUUCACUGGCUGUGGAGACCCCCGACGAAGAGGAAGAUGAAGAUGAGGAAGAGGAGGAAAUCACCCACUCAUCAGAAAAGAUUGAUCAAGUGCCCUGGACACAGCAUGAGUUUGAGCUAGCGCAGUGGGCCUUCAGGAAAUGGCGGUACCAUCAGUUCACCUCGCUCCGCGACCAGCUGUGGGGCAAUGCGGUCUACCUGAAGGAGGCCAACGCCAUCAGUGUCGAACUAAAGAAGAAGGUGCAGUUCCAGUUUGUAUUGCUGACGGACACCCUGUACUCACCGCUUCCCCCGGAGCUGUCGCCCCCCGAGCUGGAGAAGGAGCGCGACUCACGCCCGUUCCCCCGCACCGUGGUGGCUGUUGAGAUACAGGACCUGAAGAAUGGCGCCACGCACUACUGGUCCCUGGAGAAGCUCAAGCAGAGGCUGGACCAGAUGAGAGAGAUGUACGACCGCGCCGGGGAAAUGGCUUCCUCCAAUCAGGACGACAACGAGGGGGCUCUGACUGGAAAUGACCCCUUCUAUGACCGCUUUCAUUGGUUCAAAUUGGUGGGGAGCUCCCCCAUCUUCCAUGGCUGCGUCAACGAGCAGCGGCUGGCCGACCGCACGCCCUCACCCACCUUCUCCACGGCCGACUCAGACAUCACAGAGCUGGCGGACGAGCGACAGAGCGAGAUGUCGGACUACUUGGACGACGAGGCGUUCGUGGACGACACCAGCUCAGACGCUGGCACCGAGGAGGGCUCGGAUAUCUUCAGCGACGGCCAGGAUCCCUUCUACGACCGCUCCCCCUGGUUCAUACUGGUGGGAAGAGCCUUUGUGUACCUGAGCAACCUGCUCUACCCCGUGCCCCUGGUCCAUCGUGUCGCCAUAGUGACGGAGAAGGGCGAUGUGCGUGGUUUCCUGCGUGUCGGUGUCCAAGCCAUCGCUGCCGACGAGGAGGCCCCAGACUACGGGUCAGGAGUGAGACAGUCGGGAACUGCCAAGAUAUCCUUUGACGACGAGUACUUCAAAAAGAAUGACUUUCCUUCCACAGUCAUGACCCACUCUGGCCUUUCUCUUGAGGAGCUGCGCUUCGUGGAGGGCCAGGGUCAGAGUUCAGAGAUCAUCACCCCCUCCGAGGAGCAGAACAGAAUCAAUGACAUGGACCUGAAGCUGGUUCAGGGGAACUUGGUUGACCCUAAGCUUAGUCGCGAAGAAGGACUGGCCGGCCAACUGGAGGUGGGCAGUAUCUUUACCUUCCGUGUGACCGUGCUCCAAGCCAGCGGCAUUCUCCCGGAGUAUGCCGACAUCUUCUGCCAGUUCAAUUUCCUCCAUCGUCACGACGAAGCCUUCUCCACAGAGCCUCUGAAGAACACUGGGAAAGGAACUCCUCUGGGCUUCUAUCACGUCCAGAAUAUUUCAGUGGAGGUGACUGAGUCGUUCAUUGAGUACAUCAAGACCAAGCCCAUCGUGUUUGAGGUGUUUGGUCACUACCAGCAGCACCCUCUGCACCUGCACGGUCAGGACCUCAUAAGUCCUCCUCAGGCUGCCAGGAAGUACUACCCUAUUCCAAUGCCCCUGUCUAAGCCAGUACCAGCCACCAAGCUCAACACCAUCAGCAAGUCCAACCUGGGCCAGUGUGUGAGCAAGUACGACCUGCUGGUGUGGUUCGAGAUCAGCGAACUGGAGCCCACCGGAGAGUACAUACCAGCUGUGGUGGAUCACAGUGGAGGACUGCCCUGCCAUGGAACCUACCUACUGCAUCAGGGGAUUCAGCGGCGGAUCACCGUCACCCUCAUCCACGAGAAGGGCAGCGAGCUCCACUGGAAGGACGUGCGUGAGCUGGUUGUUGGUCGGAUCAGGAACAAGCCAGAGGUGGACGACUCGGCAGCAGAUGCUGUCCUGUCCCUCAACAUCAUCUCGGCCAAAAAUAUCAAAUCAUCCCACAACGCUAACAGGACCUUCUACAGAUUCGAGGCUGUGUGGGACAGCUCUCUGCACAACUCCCUUCUGCUCAACCGAGUCACUCCCUACGGAGAGAAGAUCUUCAUGACCCUGUCUGCAUACCUGGAGCUCGACCACUGCAUUCAGCCUGCCAUUAUUACCAAAGACAUCUGCAUGGUCUUCUACUCCCGAGACGCCAAGAUCUCCCCUCCCCGCUCCCUGAGGAACCUCUUUGGAAGCGGCUACUCCAAGACCCCUGACUGCAACAGAGUGACUGGCAUCUAUGAGCUGAGCUUGUGCAAGAUGUCUGACACAGGAAGCCCAGGUAUGCAGCGGAGGAGGAGGAAGAUUCUGGACACUUCUGUGGCCUACGUCCGGGGAGAGGAGAACCUGGCUGGCUGGAGGCCCAGAGGAGACAGCCUCAUCUUGGAGCACCAAUGGGAGCUGGAGAAAAUGGAGCAGCUGCAUGAGGUGGAGAAGACGCGUCACCUGCUGCUGCUGAGAGAGAAGCUGGUGGAGACUGCUCCAGCUACAGGCCCUGGGGGGCCCACCAGCAAGUCCCUGAGCGAGUCACUGUCCCCUAGCAUGAGCAGCGGCACCCUGAGCACCUCCACCUCCAUCUCUUCCCAGAUCUCCAGCACCACCUUCGAGAGUGCAAUCACACCCAGCGAGAGCAGUGGCUACGACUCAGCUGACAUCGAGAGCCUGGUGGACCGCGAGAAGGAGCUGGCCACCAAGUGCCUUCGCCUUCUGACCCACACUUUCAACAGUGAAUACAACCAGGUGUGCAACAGCAUCAGUGACUGCAAGCUGUCAGACAUCUCCCCCAUGGGCCGUGACCCGUCGGUGACCAGCUUCAGCAGUGCCACCCUCACCCCCUCCUCCACCUGCCCCUCUCUGGCCGACUCCCGCUGUAGCUCCGUGGAUCAGAAGACCCCAGAGGCCAAUUCUCGCGCCUCCAGCCCCUCCUGCUCGGACUAUGAGAACUUCCCCAUGGUGCCCACCCUGGAGACGUCUUAUCUGGCUCGAGCCGGCAAAAACGAGUUCCUCAACCUGGUGCCCGACAUCGAGGAGAUGAGACCAGGGUCUGUGGUGUCCAAGAAGGGUUUCCUGAGCUUCAUGGAGCCGCGGUCCAACUCGUGGGUGAAGCACUUUGUGGUGGUGCGCCGGCCCUACGUGUUUAUCUACAACAACGACAAGGACCCGGUGGAGAGGGGAGUGCUCAACCUGUCCACUGCCCAGGUGGAAUACAGCGAGGACCAGCAGGCCAUGCUCAAGACACCCAACACAUUCGCUGUGUGCACAAAGCACAGAGGGAUCCUGCUCCAGGCCAACAAUGACAAAGACAUGAACGACUGGCUAUACGCCUUCAACCCGCUUCUAGCGGGAACAAUAAGGUCCAAGUUGGCGAGAAGGCGCUCUGGUCUGCUGAAGAACUGAUAGUUUGUCUGUGUGCAGGAAAACAUGGCUCCUAUUCUUCAGACUAGCCUUGGAACACACACCAAGUGUUAACACUUAUUAACCAUUGUGAUUCUUGACGGUUUUCUCUUGUAUGUAGACUUGUGGCUUAAGUCUCCUCUCAAGCAACUAAAAGUUUCAGUUCCUGAAAAUCUGCUUACCCCCCCCUAUCCAACCCUCCAACACCCCCAACUCUCCCCCCUCUCUAUUUCCCUCUCCCAGCCUCUCGUGUUUUCGUUUGGGAUUCGUUUUCGUGUUUUGUUUUGCUUUGUCGUCAUUACCCCUCCCUGACCCCUCUAACUAGUAGCAUGUCGUAAUAGUCUACUUGUAUGUGCACGAUUCUUCAGAAACAGGUUCUGACCACUCUCUUUAAGUUUACUAAUUGUCUGUAAAGAUUGUCUUUAUCAGUGUUAGCUGUCUAUCAAGAAUAUUUUAUUUUAUGCGCCUGCAUGACAACAGCAGCAUUCCUCAGGAGAAGACCAGGUUUGCUUAUUUUACACACCAAAAAAAAUCACAAAUAUGACAGUUAAAAAACUACUGGGAAACAAAAAAGAUGAGGAACUACAUGAGAAAUAUCUGUUUAUGCUCUCCAACAGAAAGCACCGCUGGUUCAAGAACUAUUGCUGCUAGGGAAAACAGGUUUUCAGUCUACGAGACUUUGCGUUGGGCCUCUGCCCCUCUUAAAGUAUAAUCUAGCCCUCAUACACCCCCCACUCCCCUGAAUUUUUGUGUGAAAUAUCGAAUGGGAAAACAACAAUUGUUGGUAAAGAUUGCCAUUUUCAGUUAGACAUUACUGCAGCAUUGGAGAAACACUAUUGUUAUCCACGUGGUAUCCAUGUCCCACUGUUUUGACCUCUGUAUACACAAAUCCACCCCAAAUUUAAGCAUUGCUCUCUGUCUACCUGCAAGGACUUUCAAAGCGAUUUGGCGUUAGGAGUAUGACAUUAGAAAUACAACUUGCGAAAUAAACACGAUUCAGUAAUGAAAAUAUUAAAUUGGACUAUUCCCAUGAAAAUACAUUACUGAACACCCCUCUACUCUUUUGCCAGUUCAGCUGUCCUUGAUAUCUCAAUCACUGAAUAGAUAGAUAAUUAGAGCAGGAAUAUACCAAGUCACCGAUAGAGGGAGGAGGAGGGGGGACAGUACUGUGAGGAGAAUGUCAUUUGUACAUAAUGUUCCAGGAUCCUUGUGCUAGUCGCCUCUCAUUAAGGAUUUAAAAGACAUUCCUCUUAGAAUUUGUUAGUCUUACUCUUAGUGCUUUUCCUACACUGCUCUAUGUAGGUUCAUGGCUAUUCGGCUCACAUAGCCACACUGGACCUCAGCAUUUAUUCAGUGUUUUAUCAUCGCAUCCUUGUGUAACAACUAAAGACAUAACACAGUGCAAACGAAGGAACCAAGGGAACUAAGUAGGGUUGAAUAGCCUUGACCCCCUUGAUAGUUAUUUGGUGAAGGUUGUAGUGUGUUGCCUUGCAGAAAUAGACCAGGUGAUAGCCUGUAUCUGGUCCAUUCACUCUCAUGAAAACCAUCAGGUACUGUGUUUCUUCGGGUGAAAUGGUGAACGAACAGGGUGGGGGAUUUCCCACAGAAUCCCAUACAUUUUGCUUUUGUUAUUCUUUCUUGAAUCUAAACCUAAUUAACUCAGCUAACUACUCAUAAGUUAUUUUUUUAUUAGCACUGUUGAUUAUUUUAUACUAUGCGGUCAUUCCAUAAUGGAUUUUGAUAUGAAAAAAUGGAAGAAAUGCGAAAGGAGUGAAGUUUUAUCCAGCUAUGUUUUAACAUUAUUUUGCACAUUUACAUAUAACUAUAGCAAGACUAUAGAGCAGACCAGACAUAUUCAAGCCAAGAUUGAUUGAAUCUUAGCGCCGGCAGUAAAUACGAGGUCUUCUAACGUAAGUAUUGAUAAGAAAGUGACGGUUGAUGGGUUACCACCCAGCUAACACAGAACGUAUCACAACCUAAAAAAACAAAAGUUCCCGUAAUAUUCUGGGAACCAAAAAUGUGUUAGCUGGGCAGUGUGCAUGAUGAUGUGUUGAGUAUCUCUGAGACUGCUAAUGUUUACUAACUAUAGACCACUGUCUGGGCUCAAAGGGAUAGAAUAUGCUCUGAUGCUUUUUUCUGAUAUUAUUUCUGGAAAUAUUUGUUCUGCUCGUCACGAUAGGUCAACUGCGGCCACACGUUUUAGGUCACUCCAAAUUAUUAUGAAGUGACAUUAAAAUGGGGGCUCUGUCUCUACAUUUGGUUGCUUUGUACUGUACGUAUGUAAAGAAUGGAAUAUUCAGAGGGCUAUGAGAUGGCUCUGGCCAACCAACCAGUAGUUACAUUUGCCCUCGGCACGCUGAAAAGAUGAGUUGAAGUUUGAGUGUGUAGAGACAGUGACAAUUGUGGACAACCCUCUGUGUUUGGGGCUUCAUAAAGUUAUUGCUAAAAUUAGGACGACAUCAUUUUUCAGUUUGGAAAUUCAUCGACAACAUUUUCUCAGAACAUAUGAAAAUCGCUGAAAGACAUUCUGCCCUCAGGUCAACCAACCUAUAGCAGGGCAGAUAGAAAAACCUUUGGCUCGUUGUUGGAUUGUUACUUUAAGAGCUGCAGAAAUGGUUCUCCAUGUCAGGGUAUCCGUACUGAAAAAUGAUCAGUUGUAGGAGGACAAGCUUUCCUCAACCUCCAAGAUUACAGAGCAGCCUCUAUGCACUGAUCAAAAGCAAAGUUUACCUCCCAUUAACUUCACUGUAUUGAAUAAUGACAUGUAUGAGCUAAUAUUAACAUAUUGAUAUGAUUACCUGUCAAAGCAAAGAUUUCCACUUGGCAACUAAUCUAUAUGAUAGAUAUUAUUAUGGAUUGUUUCAUCUGUAUUUAUCGUUUUGCAAUGUAUAUAUUAGUUUGCAGCUCUUUGCACAGAAUAAUAAAAGGUAUAACUAACUGAUCAAAUAAAGUCUGCUCAAUUUCAGUUGUUUCACUACAAAUGAACCAAAUGAUGGCGUGCAGCAUUUGCAAGCGGAGGCAGUUUGAAGAGAAAGUUGAAUGUACUAUCAGGAUGUUGCUGUGUAUUAUUUCCAUUAUCAAAAAGGAACUAAAAUGGUAACCCAUUUGAGCCCAGUUGUAGGGAGAUGGGUCACUUUAGUGCUUACUUUUAGAAAGUAGUCUGAAAUAAGUUUGCUUUUGAACUUAAACCAUAGAAGUGAUAGCUAGCCAUCUAGAAUGUUGCAGUUGCGCUUUUUGUUAUUUCUUGUUUGUUUUUCUAAUAUCAGGGAGUAUAUUAAGAAGUAGCUAUUGUUGUUAGGCAUCCAAAAUUACAGUAUACCAUUGUUUCUCAAGAUGUCUUCACCUCAACGCUUUCCCAUGCUGCCUUUAAAACAAAACUAGCCAUGAUAUUUUGCAUCUUCCCCACUGACCCCAGUCAGAAGACUUAUUUGUUUUUAACUGACAUUCCUUCUGAUUUGUUCACAAAAAUGACAAACCACGACAUUAUCACUGUACAUUAUUUGUCAGAUUGGCUUCAUUUUCAUACUUAUUUUGUAAAUAUCUGUGUUGUAUGGGGCUUGAAUUAAAAUGUAAAUAUGUUUCCUGUAUUUGUAAUAAUCAUAAUCCAUUCGCUGUAUAGCCUAGAUGUGUCAUGCAGAUGUUCUAAUUCUGUGUAUGGUAAUCUUGCACCAUUGAGCUGUUUAGUGAAUGAGGUAACAAUAAAAGUACAACAACCCGUGCAUAAGCAGAAUAAA
Messenger RNA from Salmo salar (Atlantic salmon), 9635 nucleotides. The record is from RefSeq and is a predicted model, not a curated record. NCBI's taxonomy places the organism in Eukaryota, Metazoa, Chordata, Actinopteri, Salmoniformes, Salmonidae.